Messenger RNA from Dendronephthya gigantea, 1911 nucleotides. RefSeq names its product aquaporin AQPcic-like. NCBI's taxonomy places the organism in Eukaryota, Metazoa, Cnidaria, Anthozoa, Malacalcyonacea, Nephtheidae. The record is from RefSeq and is a predicted model, not a curated record. Gene Ontology annotation, molecular function: water channel activity. The transcript is spliced from 4 exons. The coding region runs from base 150 to 968 and encodes 272 amino acids. Gene Ontology annotation, biological process: transmembrane transport. Gene Ontology annotation, cellular component: plasma membrane.
UGUUAAAUUGUUGGUCGUCAACACACAUAAAACAACCCGUUCCGGCCCAGCGAUGCUAUCUUAGUGUAAUAAAUAUUCUAUCAAGGCCGUCUCAUAUGCUUGCUUAUCGUAGUGGUAUAAACCACGUCAAUUAAAUCUCUGCUGGCAAAAUGUUACCACAAGAGGAGAAACCGCCAAGCGAAUUCAGGAUGAAGAAGUUUUGGGCUAGCAUUGCCGCGGAAUAUCUGGGCACUGGUCUUUUGGUCUAUAUCGCUACAUCUGUUUGCAAUGUGUCUGAUACGAACCUACGAGACAAUACUAAAGCAAGUGGUAAUCUGGAAUGCGCUUUAGCAAAUGGUCUCGGUGUCGCAACGAUCGUUCAUUGGACCGAAGGACUGCUCAAUCCGGCGUUGGCAGUCGCGUUCACCUCGACUGGCAAACUCUCGCUGACCAAAGGAGUCUUGCUAAUCAUUAUGGAAAUUGUCGGAGGUAUCUCUGGGGCGGCAUUAACGUACGCGCUGACUCCAUCACGCUUGAGGCAUACCCUGGGAGAUACUGUUCUUCACGAGGAUAUGAGCACAAUGCAAGGACUUUUUGUCGAAUUCAUUCUCACGCUUAUUUUGACGUUGGCCGUGUACGCUACUCGUGAUGCCGGGCGCAAGUGCGAGGGUUAUCAUUCAUCACUUGCCUACGGAUUUGCUGUUGUGUCCUGCUACCUUGUCGGGUAUAAGUAUACAUCUUGUGGUAUCAAUCCAGCACGAUCGUUUGGUCCAGCGGUUAUUCGGGAAAUAUCUGGACUAGGAAAACCAAACGCAGAGUGGCAGCAUCAUUGGAUUUACUGGAUUGGUCCCAUAGGAGGCUCGUUACUUGGUGGCGUUAUCUACCAUUUCUUAUUCGCCCAACCAAGCUUCGAAUAUGACGUAUGCAAAGCAAUCUACACUAGGAAUAAUCAUGACUACCGGGAAAGAGAGUCGGAAACCAACUUAUAGCAAUGAAUGAAUUGCUAUGAAGCAAAGUUUAAAGAUAAACUUGUUAUGAAACCACCAUUAAAUGGUGGUGUUAGUUUUUACAUCUCAUCCCCAUUUGGUGUGCGGUUUGGAUCGGAAUCGGUUUAGUAGAGGUAUCACAGUAUAUCAUACAUAUCACAUAUGCCAUCUUAUGAGCAGAUCAUUGUUUGGAAUAUAAUUGCAAUGCAAAAAAUGCCAGAAAGCGACUCUCGGAGAUGAAUCGAUAGGCUCCAUAAACCGCUCCAAUAAUUUUGUCUUGUUUUUUCGAUGUGGGAAAGACGAGGAAUGAAUUUAAUCAAAAUGACCUGUCUUUAAUUUCGUGCAAAGAUUUGAAAGAUGGCAAAGCCAAAGAUUCGCCGGAAAUUAAAUCAACGCUGUACUUCGUGUAAGCAUCCUCUGGCCUAACUAUACUGCCUUUGGAACAGUAACCUAGCGUUGUCAUAUGCAGUCGACUAUUCGUGCAAGUGAAAUGUGUCAGUAUAAUAGAAGAAAGAUGUCUUUCACUUGAACGUUGUUUCAUGCCAUUGUUUUAAAUAUAUUGAGUCCCAAUGAAAUAUAAUGAGGUUCUUCAUUCAUCGUAUUCGUUAUCGCAAAUAAUUUGUCGCAAUUACGAGAUGAAUGUAUAAAAAAGCUCGUACGGUAUGCAAAUAUUGCUUGUGGUGACAAAACAAUGCUUGUGGUUAUAUUAUCGUUCUACACGUAUGCAAAUCGGCUUCUUUGUUGAAAAUUUUAAAAUUGCGCUCAAAGUGCAGCUGUCCUUGUGUUUGAAUACGAACAUUAUUACAAAAAAUUAAUAUCUCUAUUGCUCUAACAAUAAUGAAUAGCGUAAAAUGCAUUCCUCCUGUAUUGAAAACUUCAAAAUGCAAUGUGCCUUGUAAACGUUUUAAUAACAACUCGACUCCAGUUCUUUUGCUGACAUGCAGGA